AUGUCUCUCCUCUCCCUUCUCACCUGGGCUUCCCUCGCAAGCGCAGCCUGGAUCGUUCCAGGCGCUCGCUGGCAUGAUACCGAGGGCAAUCUUUUCAACGCCCAUGCCGGUGGUCUCUGCGUCGAUCGCUCAAGCGGCAAGUUUUACUGGUUCGGCGAGUACAAGACUGAAGAGCGAGAAGAAGGUGGCGGUAUAUCUGUGUACAGCUCCGAUGACCUAGCGACGUGGGAGUCUCAUGGCCUAGCGCUCACUCCCGAGAAAGGGCAUGAGCAUAUUUCACCGGAAAGCAUUAUUCAGAGGCCAAAGGUUCUCUACAGUGAAGAGACGGGGAAGUACCAUAUGUGGUGGCAUGCCGAUGAUCGAAAGUACAGCCUUCUCCUUCAAGGUCUUGCAACAUCGGAUUCUAUCGCGGGACCAUACGAGUUUAACCAUGCCAUCGCUCCUCUUGGAAACUGGUCCCAGGAUUUCGGCGCCUUUACCGAUUACAAGUCCGGUAAAUCCUACGCACUAUACUCCAACGGUGACCGCGUCGAAGGUCGAGACGUAUACGUCAGCCAGUUCAACCGUAAUCUUACCGACAUUGAAAAGGUUACGCAUCGAUUUAACAAGUAUGACUUUGAGGCACCGACUAUCCUUCAGACGGAAAAGAGCUAUUGGACUUUGAUGAGCCACAAGACUGGUUAUCGACCCAACAAUGUUGUUGCCAUGAGAGCUGAUAAGCUCGAGGGUCCUUGGUCGCAGCCAUUCUUUGUUGCUCCAGCCUACACGAGAACGUUUAGCACCCAGUCUGGUUUCUCAUGGAGAAUCAAUGGUACCAAAAAGACCACAUAUCUAUACAUGGCUGACCAGUGGGAUCUACCAUCGAUCUGGGAAAGCCGCAAUGUGUGGCUUCCAAUUGAGAUUGACGAGGAGAACAAAAGCCUCAAGGUUGUGUGGCACGAUAUUUAUGACCUAAACGUGAAAACUGGUGAAUGGAAGCCUAUCAAGGGCAAGACAUACCCAGCCAGCAAGGCUAAACUCUCUGGAGAUGCAUUCCUUCAAGAAGCAACCUUUGGAACAGACCACGUUAUUGCAACGGGCAUCUACGGCAAUGAUAGCACAGCCACGUUUACUGUUCAAGGAAAAGGCGAAGAACAAUGGGUGUCGUUCUACCACCAAAACAUUGACGACAUGGGUUUCGGUGACCAACCGAUGGGUCAGCCCGACCGCAUCAAUGGCACGUGGGCAGUCCGUCGCAUCAGCAGCGUCGUUGUAAACGGUGACAAAGACAAGGUGCACACUCUCUACCAAAAGGAUACACACAAGGGUAUUAUUCUCUCCACGCCUCUUCUCCUGCCUCUCAAGAAAGGUGACAAUACUAUUACCGUGGGAGGUCUUGAUAAUGGCAAGGGUGUCAAGGGAGCGGAUUUAGACAGAAUUGUUGUUUAUCCUCCUGAGAAGAAGAAGGGGAAAAGAAGUUUCUUUGGAGUAUUUUAG
Molecule: messenger RNA, 1476 nt
Organism: Fusarium pseudograminearum CS3096
Lineage: Eukaryota; Fungi; Ascomycota; Sordariomycetes; Hypocreales; Nectriaceae
Exons: 7
Coding region: 1-1476 (491 amino acids)
Biological process (GO): carbohydrate metabolic process
Molecular function (GO): hydrolase activity, hydrolyzing O-glycosyl compounds
Source: RefSeq, a predicted model, not a curated record